AUUGCCACAAUUUACUGUUGAUACAGGAAUGGUCAACUGGCGACAUCUGUUAUUCAAAAUGCAUGCACUAAAAGAAUUAUUGCUUGUACUUCUAAAACUGUCGCUUUUUGCAGAAAAUGUUGCUCAAGAUUGUCCACAGAUGGGACAUUUUAAGCGGGCAGCAAACGUAAGAUUGAAUACAACAUCGACUAAUGUAAUCAGGACGGUCACAGAAACUGCCGUGGAGGAUUGUUUGGGUUCGUGCUUUGUUGACAAUGGAAACUGCAAAUCCAUUGUGGGCGUUGAAGUAUCUCCUAAUGUUGUUCACUGCCAAUUACUUCGAAUUAAUGCAUUUGAGCUACCCGCUUACAUUGAGCAAGCUGUCAACAUUCAUACAUUUUUUCAAGUCCCGUGCGAUAAUCCUAGUCCAUCUAUUUUUGGACUUCUUAUUGCCAAUGCAAGAGACUGCAAGGAUGUAUACGACGCAGGCUUUACCAAUGACGGCAUUUACCAGGUAAUCAUUAAUAACAAAAGAGUACAUGUUUUAUGUGACAUGAAUUACCUCGGUGGGGGCUGGACGGUUAUCCUGAAACGAUUCGAUGGUUCCUUGAACUUUAAGAGAAAUUGGGACGCCUUUAAGUUUGGUUUUGGCAAUUUAACUUCCGAGUUUUGGUUCGGAAAUCUACCCAUUCAAGAUUUAACUGAACAACAGGAAAAUGAAAUUGUUUUUAUACUUAAAACAUUUGCAUCAGAAGAGCCGUACUACGCCUUCUAUGAUAAAUUUCACUUACAGGGUGUAAAUUUUACUCUUAAAGUGGGGUCGUACGUCGCACAUUUUGGACAAUUGCAGGCAGGAGACUCACUGUAUUACCACAAUAACACUCAAUUCGCAACGCAUGAUCGAGACAACGAUCAUUUCUGCGCUUCAUUCUAUGGAGCAUGGUGGAUGGAUUACUGCUUUAUGGCCACUUUUUUUGGCGAAUAUGCAAAUGAGACGUGUCAUGCAGACGGAUAUUGCAUGCAUUGGAACACUUUAAUUGACAUUAACCUGUCUUUAAAAUCUGCUACCGCCAUGAUUCGGAAAAAGCAAUUGUAGAAGACGAUGAUAAUUAAAGUAAAAUCGCUGAGGAAAGAAAUGAAUACACGUUAUUACAUAUAAAGCAUCUCCAACUUUCAUUCUAGAAUUACUUGCUAAGGGCAAAAAAA
Molecule: messenger RNA, 1185 nt
Organism: Hydractinia symbiolongicarpus
Lineage: Eukaryota; Metazoa; Cnidaria; Hydrozoa; Anthoathecata; Hydractiniidae
Product: fibrinogen-like protein A
Exons: 1
Coding region: 29-1075 (348 amino acids)
Source: RefSeq, a predicted model, not a curated record